Messenger RNA from Perkinsus marinus ATCC 50983, 837 nucleotides. RefSeq lists its product as hypothetical. The record is from RefSeq and is a predicted model, not a curated record. The transcript has 2 exons. NCBI's taxonomy places the organism in Eukaryota, Perkinsozoa, Perkinsida, Perkinsidae. Bases 1 to 837 code for a protein of 278 amino acids.
AUGCGUUACAUCCUCCUCCUCGUCAUUGUCAGCAUCGCGGCUUACUUCAGUGAAGCAGGUCGACUCGGCUGUCCUCCAUCUUCGGAGACGAAGAAUAUGGCAACCUAUUCUUGGAGGCAAGCCUACUGGACUGGUCAGGACACGACCUUCAUAGACUUUUUCAAGUCCGACGUGUCGAAGGAUUACAACCGUGGUGAUGUUUACCUCAACGUGGCCGAUGCCUCUAACGUGGGCAAGAUUAUCCACCCUGAGAGACUGGCCGAGCUCAUCGCCAACUUCCGCAAGGUCAGCGGAAACUCUGCAAGGUUCUACCUUUUCUAUGCUCAAGGUGGUGGCGACGAUAAGAAAUGGGCCCCCGAUUUCGUUCGUGUCUUUAAGGAGUUCAUCCUCAAGUACGGCAACCCUGAUAUGGGUAGUCUCGGUAUCAGCUUCCAUGUCAAGCUUGAUCUUGCUACGUGGUACAAGAUAUUUGAUGCUUUCGAUGCGCUCAAGACUGACCCACAGUUCAAGCCCUACAACAUAGCCCUUGAUGUUACGAUGAACUAUUACAACACUGACAGGAAACUGGUGGACCAGAUUAUCGAUCGCCUUGACAACCCCAAUGGAGGUAUCCUCUACGCUUACAAUCAGCUUUCGACUGCUCUCGACUAUGUUCGUGAUCAUGUUCUGUCUAAGGAUAAGUUUGAUUACUUCUUUGAAGCCGGUGGUACACAUAUCGGUCUCAACUUCUUCUCGUGGGUCAUGUGUUACUACGGCUCCGAGUCGUGGCAUCAGAUUGGCCUACAAAAGUGUAUCUCCGACUACCAGUCCGCUUCACAGAUAUGCCGUCAAGGUUAA